AAACCGAUCCCAGGUCGGCUCUAUCUAAGGGCUUCGUUCCGGAAGUCAGCGUUUAGCUUCUGUGGUCAACAUUUGCGGACAUUUUUAUCCACGAAUGUCCGCAUUUUAGCACAGAACAUUUGAUCACAAUUUCUAACCACUUUAAAAAAAUAUAUCUCUAAAGUAAUGGACAAGCUACGUCGUGUUCUCAGCGGCCAGGAUGACAAUGAAGAACUGGGUUUAACUGCACAGGUUCUGGAUUCCAGCAGCCUCAGCUACACCACCAGGGUGAAGUGGUUUGUCAUAUGUUUUGCUGGAGGCGUCCUGUGCUCCAUACUUGGCACAGCACUGCUGUUUCUUCCCAAGGGGCUCAAGCUUUUUGGUGUUUUCUACACUUUAGGGAAUAUCUCUGCUCUGGCCAGCACUUGCUUCUUGAUGGGACCACUUAAACAGCUGAAGCGCAUGUUUGAACCAACAAGACUCAUAGCCACCAUAGUUAUGCUGCUCUGUCUCAUUUUAACGCUUUGUGCAGUUUUUUGGUGGGGGAAAAAUGGAUUAGCCAUCAUUUUCUGCAUUCUGCAGUUCUUGGCCAUGACGUGGUAUAGUAUCUCAUACAUUCCUUUUGCCAGGGACGCAGUGAUCAAGUGCUUCACAACCUGUCUGAGUUAGAACUGAGGAAUCAACAGCUUCCUCUGAAAAGUGGACAAAAUGUGCAAAAGCCAAAAGGAGUGACCUUGUAAAAUUUUCAUUUCCACCUUUUAUGCAAAUUCCCUUCAAUGCAGUAAUGUGAAUUCUUGCUUUUGGACUCUAGAUAAAGCUUUGUACCGAUAACAAUGCCAUGAGUUCGUUUGUUUGUUUUUAAUGUGGAAGUAUUGAACGAUUUCUCUCUGGAUGUAUUUAAGAAUGCCUAUAAUUUCAAUAUUUCUAAGAUGUUUUUCAUGGUUUUUUCUGCAGGGACAUAUUUGACUUUGUUGUGAAAAAGCAAUUUGCUGAUGAAUUUCCGUAAAAUAUGCGUUUCCUUAUGAUUUAACACGGCAAAUUCAAGUUUUACUAAAAAAAACAGUUAUUCCUAUGGAUUCUUAAUGGUGUUUUGUUUUUUCAAAGAGGAAAAGUGCAUAUCUGAAAUAUUCCACUCCAAUAACAGCACUAGAAUUGUCUGGUCUGACAGUGAACGCCUCAUUCAUUAAAAUAAAAAAAAUGCUUUUUCCUUCAUAAA
Molecule: messenger RNA, 1195 nt
Organism: Oryzias latipes (Japanese medaka)
Lineage: Eukaryota; Metazoa; Chordata; Actinopteri; Beloniformes; Adrianichthyidae
Gene: sft2d1
Product: SFT2 domain containing 1
Biological process (GO): vesicle-mediated transport
Cellular component (GO): membrane
Source: RefSeq, a predicted model, not a curated record